CGGUGAAGGAGUGCGAGGAGAUGAUCCAGAGGAGCCUCCGAAGUAAGAAUCCCCCAUCCAAAUUUGCCGCUUCCCCGCCUCGUUUGCAUCUCCUUCAUUCGCGCGUCAGGAUAAAGAUCUCACCUUUAGGCUCCGACUCCAAUGGUGAGAUUCCUGAAGGAGCAGUUGGAGAAGGCGGGGUGCGCGCUGGGGGACAACUUCAUCAAGGCUGUUAACUGCGACGGGAAAGUCAGCGGCGGCUACAUGCCGGGCCUAGGGGUAUAUGAGUUUGAAUUACCUGCAUACAUCAUUGGAAAUGAAGUCGAUCCAUGUAUAGUCGUGUGUAGUAACCACAUGGAACUCCAAGAUGAUGUAAAUCAAGUAGUCAUACAUGAACUCAUUCAUGCGUAUGAUGAGUGCCGAGCUGCAAAUUUGGACUGGAGUAAUUGUGCCCAUCACGCUUGUAGCGAGAUACGUGCCGGCCAUUUAAGCGGUGAUUGUCACUACAAACGGGAGCUAUUGCGGGGUUACAUGAAGAUACGUGGUCAUGAGCAGGAAUGUGUGAGGAGAAGAGUAAUGAAGUCGGUUACUGCGAAUCCUCACUGCUCAGAAGCAGCUGCAAAGGAUGCGAUGGAAGCUGUGUGGGAUGUCUGUUACAAUGAUACGAAGCCAUUUGAUAGAGCUCCGUGAUUUUGUGGUUUCUGGCGCUUGUUGAUGCCAAUCAAGUGGAAUUAUUAUUCCUAGAAUCUUUCAAUGAACACUGGAGUUCAAAGCAGAUUGGAAUGCGGAUCGAAUCUUUAGUCGCAGAGGAAUAGAACAACCAAAA
This is a messenger RNA of Syzygium oleosum, 805 nucleotides long. RefSeq names its product mitochondrial inner membrane protease ATP23. NCBI's taxonomy places the organism in Eukaryota, Viridiplantae, Streptophyta, Magnoliopsida, Myrtales, Myrtaceae. The transcript has 5 exons. The record is from RefSeq and is a predicted model, not a curated record. Gene Ontology annotation, cellular component: extrinsic component of mitochondrial inner membrane. Gene Ontology annotation, biological process: mitochondrial protein processing; mitochondrial proton-transporting ATP synthase complex assembly. Bases 142 to 669 code for a protein of 175 amino acids. Gene Ontology annotation, molecular function: metalloendopeptidase activity.